CUAUCACAAAUUCUCCGCUCGAUGUCAGCAGAUGGCGCCGACGAAGGGAGACAAGAAGCCAUCGACGGCGGAUAAGAAGCCAUUGAAGGCUGAGAAGAAGCUUCCUAAAGAAGGCAUUUCGAGUACCAGCAUAGAAAAGAAGAAAAAGAAAUCGAAGAAGAGCGUCGAGACUUGCAAGAUCUAUCUGUUCAAAGUAUUGAAGCAAGUUCAUCCUGAUAUCGGUAUCUCCAGUAAAGCCAUGGGGAUCAUGAAUAGUUUCAUUAGCGACAUUUUCGAGAAGCUCGCUCAGGAAUCGUCUCGUCUUGCUCGUUACAAUAAGAAGCCGACGAUCACUUCUCGCGAGAUCCAGACUGCUGUUAGGCUCGUGUUGCCUGGUGAGUUGUCGAAGCACGCCGUAUCUGAAGGUACCAAAGCAGUUACAAAAUUCACCAGUUCUUAGCUAUAUGUAAUUAGGUAUAGAGAGAUAUUUUGAGAUUCGCAUCAUUUACUGAGUGUUGUUUCCAGACAUCUAGAUUUUCUUAAACAAU
Messenger RNA from Cynara cardunculus var. scolymus (artichoke), 527 nucleotides. RefSeq names its product probable histone H2B.3. The record is from RefSeq and is a predicted model, not a curated record. Lineage: Eukaryota; Viridiplantae; Streptophyta; Magnoliopsida; Asterales; Asteraceae. Bases 32 to 439 code for a protein of 135 amino acids. Gene Ontology annotation, biological process: nucleosome assembly. The transcript has a single exon. Gene Ontology annotation, cellular component: nucleosome. Gene Ontology annotation, molecular function: structural constituent of chromatin; DNA binding; protein heterodimerization activity.